Humulus lupulus (European hop) is the source of this 1075-nucleotide messenger RNA. RefSeq names its product thioredoxin-like protein AAED1, chloroplastic. The transcript has 9 exons. Lineage: Eukaryota; Viridiplantae; Streptophyta; Magnoliopsida; Rosales; Cannabaceae. The coding region runs from base 95 to 874 and encodes 259 amino acids. Gene Ontology annotation, molecular function: antioxidant activity. The record is from RefSeq and is a predicted model, not a curated record.
GGACUAUGAAAGAAACCCAGCGAUUGACACGUGUGACUUUCGCUUCCCACAAAAUUAACCAACUUUAACAAACUCUGCAACUUCGACCAAAGCCAUGGCUGCCUCCGCACUAUUUCCCAAUACCCUCAAACCCACAUUCACACCCACCAAUCAGAGCUCAACACGUGUCCUCUCAAACCCAUUUUCGCUUCUCAACAUCAGCUUCUCUACCACUCCCGGUCACUCAAACAGGCUCAGAUUCUCACCACCACGGCAAACCCAUAUUAUAGCCUCUGCUCUUUCUGGCUCUCCGGGGAUUGAAUCUACAGUGGGCAGUGAAGAAGAUACACUAAAUUUGUUGGAUAGAGUCAAAGUGUUUGAUUUGAAUGGAAAUGGAAUUUCAAUUUCUGAUCUAUGGAAAGAUAGGAAAACUGCAAUUGCUUUUGCUCGCCAUUUUGGAUGUGUUUUCUGCCGCAAACGUGCUGAUUAUCUUGCCUCUAAAAAGGACAUAUUUGAUGCAAAUGGAGUGGCACUUGUUCUGAUUGGACCUGGCAACAUUGAUCAGGCAAAAGCAUUCUCUGAGCAAACAAAAUUCAAAGGAGAAGUUUAUGCAGAUCCUAAUCACUCAUCAUAUGAGGCAUUAAGAUUUGUUUCUGGGGUCACAACCACAUUCACUCCGAAAGCAGGUCUUAAAAUUAUACAAUUAUACAUGGAAGGAUACAGGCAAGACUGGAAGCUUUCAUUUCAAAAGGACACAGUGUCUAGAGGUGGCUGGCAACAAGGUGGAAUAAUAGUUGCAGGUCCUGGCAAAACUAACAUCUCAUACAUUCACAAGGACAAAGAAGCUGGGGAUGAUCCUGACAUUGAAGACAUUCUCAAAGCAUGUUGCUCGUGAAAGAAGAGAAAAGAAAAAAAAAAUUCUCUUCUUCUGUUUGGCUCUAGCUUUGCCUGGUUUGGCCAAUACUAAUAAUAAUAAAUAGAGCCUCAAGAGCUACAAACCAGAUCAGACCUGUCCUUGUAGAAAGUUGCAGCAGCAUUACUGAUACAAUAGGAUUUGAGAUAUUUAUUAUGUAAUAGAUAAAUAAAUAUUUUGUAA